GUUCUGAGCAGAUGAGCUUGGUACAGCUCAUCGUGCCUACUGAGGUCGCGCAUGAUGCUGUUUACGAGUUGGGUGAGCUGGGUAAUGUCCAGUUCAAAGACUUGAACCCGGAGGUCAAUACAUUCCAACGUUCAUACGUUGCCGAGAUUCGUCGCAUCGACGAAAUGGCUCGACGCGUUCGUUUCUUCAAGACACAAAUUGAGAAGGAGAAGGAUCCCAUACGUGUCAGGCCGCUUUACGAGUCAGCUUUGUCAAUGAUCACUGUUGGCCCUCGUGGUCCCCAGACCAUCGACGACCUUGAUGUCCAGCUGGCUGAGCACGAGAAGAGGCUUACGCAGAUGAAUGACAGUUAUGAGACGCUUAGCGAGCGUUUAAGGGAACUCAUCGAAGCGAGGCAUGUUCUCCGUGAAACAGCUGUUUUCUUCCAGAGGGCUGAGGGUCACCAGAGUGAGAUACGCACGUCUUUUGACGAGAGUGCCGCUCCGUUGUUGCAACACGACGAUACCGAGAGUCAGCUUCCUGCGGGACAAUACGCAGCAGGAGGUUUUGACUUGGAGUUCGUCUCAGGAACGAUUGAGCGUUCUCGUCUCCCCACCCUCGAGCGAGUCUUAUGGCGUGUCUUGCGUGGCAAUCUUUAUAUGAACCAUGCAAACAUUGACGAACCUUUCAUCAAUCCCGUCUCAGGAGAAGAAACACGCAAAAAUGUCUUCAUCAUUUUCGCGCACGGUGAAGCGUUGCUGGCGAAGAUCCGCAAGGUAGCCGAGUCAAUGGGUGCAACGCUCUACCCGAUCGAUGCGAAUGCCGACAAGCGCGAAGAAGCGCUUCGGGAUGUUAAUACACGCCUCGAGGACCUCUCGACUGCAUUGUACAAUACUGGCCAUAACAGACGUAUUGAACUCAAUGCCAUCGGUGAUUGUGUUUCAAAAUGGGAGGAUGUGGUUCGCAAGGAGAAAAUGAUUUAUGAGACGUUGAACUUGUUCAACUAUGAUGUCCGCCGCAAGACUUUGCUCGCGGAAGGGUGGGUUCCGACGAGAGACAUUGUCAUAGUCCAAGAAGCUUUGCGUCAUGCUACUGAGGAGUCUGGGACGAACGUUCCUCCUAUCCUGCACGAACUUCGUACCAAUAAGAAUCCUCCGACCUUCGUUCGGACAAACAAGUUCACAGAAGGAUUCCAAGCAAUCAUGGACAGCUACGGGAUUGCAACUUACCAAGAAGCUAACCCAGGGCUGUUCGCUGUCAUUACGUUCCCUUUCUUGUUUGCGGUUAUGUUCGGUGAUAUUGGCCACGGAGCGAUCAUUUUCGUCUCCGCCCUGUUCAUGAUCUCGAUGGAAAACAAGCUAAAGCAUGUUGAUCUCGGAGAAAUGGCUGGAAUGCCGUUCUUUGGACGGUAUAUCAUUCUGCUCAUGGGCGCCUUUUCCGUUUAUACUGGCUUAAUGUACAACGACAUCUUCUCAAAGUCGUUGCACAUCUGGCACUCUGGAUGGGAUUGGGUCGGAUCGGAGGAUUCCCAGGAAGGCGUUUCUAAUGGACAUGUCUAUCCUUUCGGACUGGAUCCAGCCUGGCAUGACGCCGACAAUGCGUUGGUUUUCACCAACUCAUACAAGAUGAAGAUGUCGAUAGUACUUGGUGUUAUCCAUAUGACGUUCGCUCUUUGUUUGCAGGUUCCGAAUCACCUUCGUUUCAACAGAAUCUCGGAUAUUUAUACAAACUUCAUCCCACAAAUGAUCUUCCUUCAAUCCAUCUUUGGUUACCUCGUCAUCUGCAUUAUCUAUAAAUGGAGCAUUGACUGGUCCACGGCGUCGAUUCAGCCGCCGUCGCUACUGAACAUGAUCAUCAACAUGUUCCUUUCUCCCGGAACUGUCGACCCGAAAGAACAACUUUACAGGGGUCAAGCAACGGUUCAGGUGAUUUUGUUGGGAUUGGCAGCAAUUUGUGUACCGUGGCUACUCAUAGCAAAGCCGUAUCUUGAAUGGAAGGAGAUGAACAAGAUACACAAGCAGGGUUACGUUGGUCUUAACCAUGCGGAUGACGCGCCGAGGAUGAGUGGAGACUUGGAAGGUGAGGAAGAAGGUAAUGGCCGCGCUGUUGCUGAGGCUAUGGAAGAAUCUGUAGAGGAACACGACUUCAGUGAGAUAAUCGUGCACCAGGUCAUCCAUACGAUCGAGUUCUGCCUCGGCUGUAUUUCCCAUACAGCAUCAUAUCUACGUCUUUGGGCUCUUUCCCUGGCUCAUGCGCAGCUGUCCGAAGUGCUAUGGUCGAUGACUAUUGAAAUUGCACUAGGGUGGAGCGGGCUAUUUGGCACGAUAGGAUUAGUCAUAAUUGGCCUCAUGUGGUUCAGCUUGACUGUCUUUAUUCUUUGUGUGAUGGAGGGCUUGUCUGCAUUCCUGCACGCACUGCGUCUUCAUUGGGUAGAAGCGAACAGCAAGCACUACGAGGGCGGUGGAUAUCCGUUUACACCGCUCAAGUUCUCGGAGACAACGUGACGAAGGGGCGGUAUCGUGAGACGCGUGCAGUCUGGUUUAGCGUACAUUUUAUUUAUUUAGACAGACGGACAGUUUGUUCGGAACUCUUUGAAAUUGCAGAUGCUGGCGUUGUUUUCUUUGUUUGCUUCGCUGCGAUGUGGCGAGCGGUACGAUAGAGUUCUGUGGGAGAGGAGGUACCCCGCAUUUUUAGCGAGAUAGGAACAGGGUUCGGUGAUGCUGUUUCUGAUCUUGUUUGACGUUUCAUGCAUGCGUUUCGAGCGUUGCUUUAUGCGUUUUUUUGUUUAUUCGGUGACUGGGUUACCCAUUUCCGGGCACCGACAUCGACGCUGCACUGAGUCAGUUGCGCAUAUACCGGCAGUAAGAUGGUGCUCGGCGUGAAUAGUAGAGAGGUCGGCCACAAGGCUUGGAGUAGACGGACGGACGGAGAGCAGAGCCGAGAUUAGCAACAGCCUUGACUACCCAAUCGAGCGAAUGUAAUUAGUAAUUGAAACUCCGCUGUUGCUUGCAUAUAUAGCACCGAAAAACUUAUCGACGCUCCUCACUUUCCCCUUUCUCUACACGCAUAGACGGCCUCGGCCUUAUAGACCGCUUUAGAGUGUCUCUUUGUUUCUUGUCCUUGCAAGCCUUACAGACGACAUUAGACUAAAGCUCACCCUAGUCGCUCUUAUCUCAACUACUUAGAUAGAUAGAUUUCGAAAUGCCCGCGACGUCUGUUGCCACUCCUGCUUCGAUCCCUUCGCCCGCUGACUUGAAGGCCGCCAUGGUAUCUGACAGCAAAGUCGACCUAUCCGCUGUCUUCGUUGCCGACAAGGCUGUUAGCGAAGCCGCGACCGCCAACCUUGUUGCGCUCGCCCAAAAAGAAGGCCCCUCCGCCGUCGCUGCGUCGGGAUUCGCCGAUGCUGCCAUCAAGGCGCUCGCCGACAAAAAGAGCCCUGCUGCGCGCGAGGGUGCCGCUAAGACCGUUUCAACUAUCAUCUCUCAGGGUGCCGUCAAGACGCUCGAGCCGAUUUUCGUCAGCUCGGGACUAUCUGCUGCACUCAUUGAGACUUUCGCCGACAAGAUGCCCGCUGUCCGGACAGCCGCUGUCGACGCGGUGAAGGCAUACGUUGCUGCUAUGAACCCAUGGGCUACCGUCACCGUAUUGCCUGCACUUCUUCAUCAGAUCAAAACUGCCGGCAAAUGGCAGAUCAAGACCGGCGCUCUGACCGUCCUCAACCAGCUCAUCGUUAGCGCUCCGGAGCAGACCGCCAAGUCUAUGCCUGACAUCGUCCCUGUCCUCUCUGAGGUCAUUUGGGACACCAAGGCCGACGUGAAGAAGGCUGCGCGCGAUACGCUCACUAAGGCCACUGCAUUGAUUUCCAACAAGGACAUAGAACGCUUUAUUCCGGCCCUAAUAUCAGCUCUAAUUAAUCCGGUCGAGGAGGUGCCCAGCACCAUCCAACUCCUCGCCGCCACCACAUUCGUUUCUGAAGUAGACUCCCCUACUCUCUCCCUAAUGGUCCCGCUUCUCUCCCGUGGUCUUAAUGAGAAGCUCACUGCUACGAAGCGAAAGGUCGCCGUUAUCAUCGACAACAUGGCGAAGCUCGUUGACUCUGCGACGACUGUCCGACCCUUCCUGCCGAAGCUUCUCCCGGGUCUGAUCAAGAUCAAGGACACCAUCGGUGACCCUGAGGCUCGUGGCGUCGUCGAGCGUGCGAUUGCUACGCUCCGCCAGGUUGGCGAAGUCCCAACGGGUGACGGUACCGACCUUCCGCCACUCAAGUUCGCUGAACCAGCUGGCCUCACGUCUUCCCUUGUCUCCAUCUACAAGAAGCUUGGUGCUUCUCCGGUGCCUUCUGCCUCCGAUGUCACCGUUCAGUACAUUGGUGCACUCGCUGCAGCGCUUAUUAACCUGAAGAACUUCGACAACGCUCAAUGGCAAUCGCUUACCCCUUACCUUGCCUACGUCGCGAAGUCGCCUGAGGCAGAGAAGGUCGCGGCUGAAUAUAUGCUCAAGUCAUCUGCCGCUGACAAUGAGGAAGACAAUGACAAUGAAGAUGAAGAGGAGGGCGAAGAUCUUUGCAACUGCACGUUCUCCCUUGCAUAUGGUGCGAAGAUCCUGCUCAACACAGCUACCCUCCGGCUCAAGCGUGGCCACCGCUACGGUCUUUGCGGUAAGAACGGUACCGGAAAGUCGACACUCAUGCGCGCGAUUACAAACGGCCAGGUCGAGGGUUUCCCGUCACCCGACGAGGUCCGCACGUUCUACGUCGAGCACGACAUCGACGGCAGUGAGGCUGACACCACUGUUCUCCAGUGGGUUGUUGCCGAUAAGCGCAUCCAGGCAACGGAGAAGGAGAUUAUUGAUGCGCUCGUCUCUGUUGGCUUCUCCGACGAGAGGCAGGGCCAGGCCAUUGGCAGUCUGUCUGGUGGUUGGAAGAUGAAGUUGGCUCUUGCUCGUGCUAUGCUCUUCAAGGCCGAUAUCCUCUUGCUCGAUGAGCCGACUAACCAUUUGGACGUUGUCAACGUCGCAUGGCUUGAGGCUUACCUCACUGGACUCACGAACUGCACGUCAAUCAUCGUGUCGCACGAUUCCGGCUUUUUGAACAACACGAUCACGGACGUUCUGCACUUGAACCGCUUCAAGCUCAGGCGCUACAGGGGAAACCUUGAAGCGUUUGUCAAGGUCGUGCCUGAAGCCAAAUCAUACUACACGCUCGAGGCAGCUGAGGACUACAAAUUCAAGCUGCCUGACCCCCCACUUCUUGAAGGUGUUAAGACCAAGGACAGGGCACUUCUUAAGAUGCGCAAGGUUGGAUUCCAGUAUCCUGGAACGGCCACGCAGCAGCUCCACGACAUCACACUCCAAGUCUCGCUCAACUCCCGUGUUGCUAUCCUUGGUCCUAACGGUUCCGGAAAGUCGACACUUGUCAAGCUUUUGGUCGGCGACACUGAACCGAACUGUGGUGGUGAGGUUUGGAAGCACCCGAACUUGGUUAUUGGUUACGUUGCACAGCACGCAUUCCACCACAUCGAUAAUCAUCUCGACAAGACGCCUCUCGAAUAUAUGCUGUGGCGUUACCAAACGGGUGAGGACUUGGAGGAAAUGGGCAAAGCCGCGCGUCAGGUCACUGAAGAGGAGCAGCAGAAGAUGAAGGAUGGCUCUCUCUUUGUCGUCGAAGGCCAGAAACGUACCCUCGAAGAGAUCAUCGCGCGCAAGAAGCUCAAGCAGUCAUACGAGUACGAGAUUUCUUUCAAGGGCCUUUCCUCGUCUGAGAACAUCUGGGUCCCUCGUGAUGAGCUCGUCAAGCGUGGUUUCGAGAAGAAGGUCCUCGAAGUCGACACCCGUGAGGCUCAGCGCCUCGGUCUUCUCCGUCCGCUCGUCCGUCGCGAGAUCGAGAAGCACUUCGCAGACUUCGGCCUUGAGGCUGAGUUUGUGUCGCACAACACCAUGCGUGGUCUCUCGGGUGGUCAAAAGGUUAAGAUUGUUCUUGGUGCCGCAACAUGGCGCCGGCCGCACAUCAUCUGUUUGGAUGAGCCGACGAACUAUCUCGACCGUGAGUCAUUGGCUGCUCUUAUUGAGGCACUCAAGGUGUACGAGGGAGGUGUGCUCAUCAUCACUCACAACCGUGACUUCUCCGAGUCACUUUGCAAAGAAGUGUGGGCCAUGCGGGACGGUACCCUUGAGGCGUCCGGCCACAACUGGGUACAAGGCCAGGGCGCUGGACCGCGGAUUGACAAGGGUAACGGACCAGAGGAGGAUGAAUACGAUGCGAUGGGCAACAAGAUUAACAAGGAAGCGCAGAAGAAGAAGCUAUCUGCGAACGAAGCACGUAAGGCGAAGAAGGACCGGAUGGCACGCAAGAAACGAGGAGAGGACGUUGACGAUCUCGACUAUUGAAGCACGAGUUUUAAUGGUUGUUCAUGAUGUUGCCUUUGUAGGAUUUCGUCUUUGUCCGUUGUCGUUCUAUCACCCUUGUUUGUUGUUGUCAUACCCUCUAUGUGCUGUCCUAUGUUCGUCUGUGGUUCUAGAUUAUUUCUUCUGUGAUUACAUAUGCGAUGUACUGUCUACAUAUUAUGCCUCCUUAAUGCCAUCGCCCGUAUGGGGUUUCUAUCUUCAAGAAUCAUAUGCCAACUCGUGGGAAGUAGAUACCGUUCUCAGCCAGCAGCUAAUAUAAAUGUGUCAACUGGUUAGCUACCUGCUGAGCCCGCGAAUACGCCGCAUACCCGCUACUCUCCUUCCGCCAAGUCACAAAGCAACCCAGUCGCAUCUCCUGCACAAUGGAUGAAAAACUCAGAAUUGCGUUCAUCCACCCAGAUCUUGGAAUAGGUGGUGCUGAGCGGCUCGUCGUCGAUGCUGCCCUGGGCUUGCAGAACUUGGGUCAUUCAGUGGAUAUCUAUACAAGUCAUCACGAUACUAAACAUUGUUUCGAGGAGACGAGGGACGGAAUCCUCCGUGUACAUCACAUAAAAUCUCCCUUCCCUCGCGCAUACAAGGGGAAACUCCAUAUCUUCUUCGCACACUUGCGUCAACUCCACCUCACAUCUUACCUCCUUCGUUCAGGCGAAGCAGAGACGUACGAUGUGUUCUUCGUAGACCAACUCUCAACUUGUGUCCCGCUUUUACGAAUGUUUGCGAGGAGACGCGUGGUGUUUUAUUGUCAUUUUCCUGAUAAGUUGCUUGCGGAUGGGGAGUUGCAGCUUGAUGGUGAUGGGAAGAUUGGGAGGAGGAGGAAGGGUGGAAUUUUGAAGAGGGUGUAUAGGAUGCCGAUGGAUUGGCUUGAGGAGAUUACUACUGGAAACGCCGACAUCUUACUGGCAAACUCAGAAUUCACCUCAAACGUAUUCAACACAUUCUUCUCAAUUCCUCGAAAACCGCGAGUAGUAUACCCAGGGAUCAACCUCGCAGCUUACACACCUCCAUCAAAAGAAAACUCCGAUAGUAGUCCAGAGAUUCAAGAAAUCAGCUCGUAAGUAACUUCAACUACACCUUUCUAAUUUGGUUAUAUUGGAUUUGAGUUUUCUGAGUUCGAUGGGUGAAAGAAUAGGAAUCGUCCGACGUUGCUUUCGUUAAAUCGAUUUGAGAAAAAGAAGAAUGCUGCGCUUGCGUUGAAGGCUUUUGCGUUGUUGAAGCAGGAUAUGCCGACUAACACGUUCUCGGAAGAACCUUUGCGUCUCGUUCUUGCUGGCGGGUACGACCCAAGACUACAAGAUAACAUCGAAACACUGCAAGAACUCCUAGCCCUCGCAACGUCCUCCAACCUAACCUACCACCUCUCAACGCCCACCACCUCCCUCCUCCGCACACUUCCAUCUCCAACAUCUCCUACCAUACAAAACGCAGAUAUCCUUUUCCUACUCAACUUCACGACUCCACAACGUGCCGCCUUACUCACCGCACCAUCCACACUCGUACUUCUUUACACACCCGCGAACGAGCAUUUCGGUAUCGGUCCCGUAGAGGGUAUGGCUUGUGGUCUUCCGGUACUCGCAUGCAACAGCGGCGGACCAACCGAGAGCGUCCU
Messenger RNA from Fomitiporia mediterranea MF3/22, 7987 nucleotides. RefSeq lists its product as uncharacterized. The transcript has 19 exons. Lineage: Eukaryota; Fungi; Basidiomycota; Agaricomycetes; Hymenochaetales; Hymenochaetaceae. The record is from RefSeq and is a predicted model, not a curated record. Gene Ontology annotation, molecular function: ATP binding; translation elongation factor activity; ATP hydrolysis activity. The coding region runs from base 3181 to 6363 and encodes 1060 amino acids.